Molecule: messenger RNA, 2303 nt
Organism: Lutzomyia longipalpis
Lineage: Eukaryota; Metazoa; Arthropoda; Insecta; Diptera; Psychodidae
Product: probable peroxisomal acyl-coenzyme A oxidase 1
Exons: 5
Coding region: 229-2229 (666 amino acids)
Biological process (GO): fatty acid beta-oxidation using acyl-CoA oxidase; lipid homeostasis
Cellular component (GO): peroxisome
Molecular function (GO): fatty acid binding; acyl-CoA oxidase activity; FAD binding
Source: RefSeq, a predicted model, not a curated record
GCCUUGAACUUUAAAUACCCCAAUAGAGGAGUUGUUUGAAAAAUAAAUAAAAGCUCUGUGAGGGAUUGAUUAGUAGAGAGGGCGAGGAAAGCGCAAUGACUCCGCAAUCCAGUAUUAGAUAAUUUUCCUAUCGCUCUGUGAGUACUUUCGCGGGCAGUUCUGUGUGACUUUCAGGAGCGACAAGAAGUGUUGACAAAUCCGUGGAAGACGCCCCGAGAAAAAUUGAAGAUGCGCGUUAAUGAAGAUUUGAGGAAUGAACGAAGAGGUGCUGGAAUUAAUUCGGAGGAAUUCGCUGUCUUCUGGCACGGUGGGAGUGAGGAAUUGCGCGAGAAGCGCUGGCGAGAAAAUUACUUCCUGUGUGAUGGAUUUGAGAAGAAAUUCUCCAUUCCGGAUAGCUAUUUGAGCCACAAGGAGCUGUACGAGAGGACGGUGGAGAGGAUGGUGCAUCGGUAUCAGAAGUGCAGGGAUCUCAAGGCGUCCGGACGCUAUGGGGAUCGGGAAUUUUACGAUACCGUUCGCUAUAUGGUCACAUCUGAAGUGACAUCCGCUAAAUCACCCUUUGCCACUCACCUGUCAAUGUUUGUCCCCACAAUCCUUGGCCAGGGCACUCCGGAGCAGCAGGCAAAGUGGCUCGAAAGGGCUGCAAAUGGGAAUAUCGUUGGGACGUAUGCACAGACGGAACUUGGUCAUGGAACCUUUGUUCGUGGCAUUGAGACACGAGCUGAUUAUGAUCCUCACACGAAGGAAUUUGUCCUCAACAGCCCAACGCUGAAUUCAUUCAAAUUCUGGCCAGGAGGAAUGGGAUUAACGUGCAAUUAUGCCGUCGUCAUCGCUCAACUAUUCACCCAGGGCAAAUGUCACGGAGUUCAAGCAUUCAUCGUUCAACUACGCGAUGAAGAUACGCACAUGCCACUUCCGGGCGUUUCUGUGGGUGAAAUUGGCCCCAAACUCGGGAUGAAUGGUGUCAAUCAGGGUUUCCUCGGGUUCAAGGAUUUGCGCAUUCCACGGGAGAAUAUGCUGAUGAAGAAUGCUCAAGUGCUGGAGGAUGGAACCUUCGUCAAGGCACCCAUUUCGGUGCUCACCUAUGGCACAAUGGUCUACGUUCGGGUGCACAUUGUCACUGAUUCUGCCAACUAUCUCGCCCAGGCGGCUACAAUCGCCACGAGGUACUCUGCAGUCCGGAAGCAGAGCCCCAUUAAUCCAGGUGAUGCUGAGCCCCAGAUCAUUGAUCAUGUCACGCAACAGAAUAAAAUCUUCCCCCAAAUUGCCAAAUCAAUAAUUUUCACCAUGUCCGGGAAAUUCCUCCUGGAAAUGUACAAGCAAGUCAUGAAGGAUGUCGAUGAGGGACAUUUUGAGGGGUUAGCUGAUCUUCAUGCCCUCUCGUGCUGCCUCAAAGCAAUCGUGACGAAUGAAUCCUCGCUGGGGAUUGAAGUUUGUCGUCUAUCUUGUGGUGGACAUGGGUACCUUCAGUGCUCUGGCUUCCCCACAAUUUAUGGCUUCAACACAGCCGCAGAGACCUACGAGGGUGAGCAUGUGAUCCUCCUCCUCCAAACAUCACGAUUCCUCAUGAAAGCCGUCAAGAACCCCGAUCUCUCGCCCACUGUGGCCUACCUGAAGAACUACUCAGAUCGUCAAACUCUCGGUGUUUGGCAGAACAGCAUUGGGGGGAUGAUUGAGGCCUUCGAAGCUGUUGCAGCGGCAAAAAUCCGCAUUGCAGCUGAGAGUGUUGAGCAGAGGAUUCGUGAGGGGAAAAAGCCCGGAACUGCCGCGAAUUUGUCAUCAAUUGAACUCGUGGCAGCUGCUGAUGCUCACUGCAGGGCUUUCAUCCUCCGCGCGGGGGCGGAAUCAAUGGAAAAAGUCUCCAAGAGUGUCUCUCCAGCCCUUGCGGGUGUCCUGAAGGAUCUCCUUGAGCUCUAUGCUGUGGAUGCAGCUAAGAAGGCUCUUGGGGAUCUCCAGCGCUUCACAACAAUCUCCGAUGGAGAUGUGAGACAACUUCAGAGGCGCUUGGAGGACGUUCUAGCACGCCUGAGGCCCAAUGCUGUGGCCAUUGUGGAUGGUUUUGACUUCCCCGAUGAAGUCUUGAAAUCAGCUCUUGGGGCUUACGAUGGGAAUGUCUACGAGAGGAUUUACGAAGAUGCCAUGAAGAGCCCCCUUAAUUAUGAGCCCGUCAAUCCCUCAUUCCACAAAUACCUCAAACCGUUCAUGAAGAGUUCAAAGGCCAAAUUGUAGAGGAAGAAAAGGAUGAAGAACAAGAGAUUCUUUAGGCUAUAAUGAGAAUAAAGGUGAUGGUUUUGUUUUAUUUU